CCACCUCUCUUUGUCCGGAACUCAGUUGCGUGCUCGCGCAGCCCUGACUCUGUACUGAGAUCUCGCAGCGCGCACGACUCCUCGAUUCUCACUCAGCGUCCCGACUCCACACCAGCGCGAGAGUGGGAGAAAACUUUUCCAAAACUUUUCUUUUCGCCAUUAUUUCGCUUUUUUCCUCUACCGAUGCAACGGCUUUGCGGAUCUCAAACGAAGAAACGGGUUAAGAAGGAAACUUGCCGCGCGGUUUGAUCAUGCGUGCGCGUGUGUAGCGCUUUUUGUUUUUCUUUGAAAAGUCUGAACGUUUGACGAACAGCACAAAGUUUUGACCAUUUUACCUCGUAUUUUAUUUUCUUUUGGUCGCUUUUUUAACACGCUUUACGGGAGUGUUUCGCUCGCUGCUCUGUACAAAGGCCGGGUUUUAUUGCUCAAGAAAAAAUCAGUUCGCCAGACCCGAGAGUCAACGAUGAAGAUGAUGGUUUUAUUUACUGUAUGUCUGUCGGUGGUGGUUUUGGUGUCGGCUCAAGCUGAGCAGAAGUUAAAGAACUGCAAUGAAGUCAGAACUGCAUACAGCUCCAAAGGUUUCAACGUCAACGAUGUUCCCAACAAAGGAGUACAUGGAGCCCAUCUGAAGGUUUGUCCUCAAGGUUACUCCUGCUGUACUCUAGAAAUGGAGGAGAAGUUGAGUCAGCAAAGCCGGACGGACCUCAAAGCCCCCGUCCAUCAACUCAGCUCCAACCUGCAGAGCACCUUCACCCAGAGACAUCGUCACUUUGACCAGUUCUUUAGAGAGCUGUUGACCAAUGCGGAGAAAUCCCUUCACGACAUGUUCGUGCGGACCUACGGCUUAAUGUACGUGAAGAACGCUGAGCUUUUCAAGAACUUCUUCAAAGAGCUGGGUCGCUACUAUGUCCACGGCAGCAGUGCUGUCAACCUGGAAGACAUGUUGUCGGAGUUCUGGACGGACCUCCUGGACCGCAUGUUCCGAUUGGUCAACGUGCAGUACGAGUUCAACGACUCGUACAUGGACUGCGUCAGCAGACACAUGGAGCAGCUCAAGCCCUUCGGCGACGUUCCACGCAAGCUCCGUCUGCAGUUGACGCGUUCCUUCAUCGCGGUUCGUACAUUCACCCGCGGCCUGGCGCUCAUGCCCGAGGUGGUGGGCAAAGUCUCCACGGUAAGCGCUUCUCCGAGCUGCGUGCGUGCGGCUAUGAAGAUGUUAUACUGUCCGUAUUGCACUGGCCAGGUGGCAUUAAAGCCCUGCAAGAACUACUGCCUCAAUGUCAUGCGUGGCUGCCUGGCCAAUCAGGCGGACCUGGACACAGAAUGGAAUAACUUCCUGGAUUCCAUGCUGGGUCUGGCUGAGCGACUAGAAGGGCCGUUCAACUUCGAGUCCGUCAUGGAUCCCAUAGACGUGAAGAUUUCCGAUGCCAUUAUGAACAUGCAGGAAAACAGCAUACAGGUCUCUCAGAAGGUGUUCCAGGGUUGUGGACAGCCUAAGCCCAACAUGGCUUUCCGAUCAAAGCGCUCCCCACCGAAAGACUCAGGGUUCCCCGGGCGUUUCCGACCAUACAGCCCCGAAGCCAGGCCGACUACUGCAGCUGGCACCAGUUUGGAUCGAUUGUUGACAGAUGCCAAAAAGAAGUUAAAACAUGCCAAAAAGUUCUGGUCCACACUUCCAGACACAGUCUGUGUUGGAGAGAGGGUCUCCCAAGGGGAUGAAUGCUGGAACGGCACGGCCAAAAGCAGGUACGAAUCUAUUGUCAUGGGCAACGGCUUGGCCAAUCAAGUGUCUAAUCCUGAUGUGGAAGUUGACAUCACCAAACCAGACAUGGUGAUUCGUCGACAGAUCGCAGUUUUGAAAGAAAUGACCAGCUGGCUUAAAGCCGCCUACACUGGCACGGACAUCUCAGUUGGCACUGACGACACGGGCAGCGGAGAGGAAAGCGGAAGUGGAUGCGACUCACCCUCUUGCGACGGCGAUGGAGACAUCUACUUCUCCACCCCAUCGCCCGUUAAGCCAAAAAUCCAGCCGGUUAAUAAAAACGAGCCACCUUCUAGUGGAACCCAGUUGGCACCCUGCAGCCUGGCGCUGGCAGCCGCAUCCCUCCUGCUGGCCUUGCUCACCCUCCACGCAAGAUAAGAGCGGCCAAUGAGAAAGAGGAUGAGUGUUUAUAACAAUUUCAAAGAGAGAGCAGAAAACUGCUUUAGGACAUUACAAAGACUGCUUUCAGGAUCUGCCUCUGCCUGCCAUCUGGAGAAGACACUCGAGUUAUUAAUAUUCAAAUAACUUUACUUCAGUGUAUUUUUGUUUGUUUAUGAGAACGGACUUCAUGUAUGUACAGCUAUAAGUUUCAUGCAGCGCUACGCUCCCUUGCGUUCGAGUUUUUUUACGUUCGUAAUAGAUGCUCAUUGUGAUCGCUCAUUUGUGUGAAUGGUGUGUGUGUGGAUGGCUGUAUAUAUCGUGAGCGCUAUAAAGGAUUAAUCAACCCGUAUAACACAUGUAUAUGAUUUAAGCAAAUCUGUAUGAAGUACUAAUUAGGCAGAUAUUUUAACCCAUUGUGAGUGAGUGAGUUUGAGUGGGUAUGGAUGCUACAGAUCCUAGGUAGAAUACAAUACGUGAUGCCUUACAUUGGUCCUUUAUCUCAAGGGCUUAAGCGAAUAAGGGCUGUGUCCAACAGGAAUGUGCUGCUUUGAGUCUUUAGCAGAAUCAGGUUUUCUUUUAUUUGUCUCGAUUUCCCAGUUUUGCAACCCCCAUCAGCUUUCAAUGGUUCAGUGAAUGUAUAACUUGAGAAUAUAGUCUUCACUUAUAAUUGAAUUAUGUGGAUUGUGUCACAAAAAAGAGAUUUGGAUAGGUAAGGUAUAUACACAGUAUGUCUGAUCUUGAAAGUUUAUUGAUGAAGAGGCUCUUAUUCGUUCACUGGUACAGCAUACACAUGUAUCGCAAACUAUGUGGCGUGAGAGAAGUUGCCUUUUUCACUGCAUGAAAGUUUAUUUAUGAAUUUAAAUGAGGGUCCAGCUAGACAAGAGUGGCUGUCGUGAUGGAAAUGAAUUAUGAUGAAUUUUACACAGGGUUUUAUGUGGAGGUGGACGUUUAUUGUAAGGUAUAAAACGAUACGAGUGGUACUCCAGCAGAUUUCACCCUACCAAAGGGGUAAGCGGUGCUGAUUUAGGACUUUUUGCCAGUUUUCAACUUUCCUACAUAUUCAGUUAUUUAUAUUGCUUUGUUUUGCAUUGUAACAGAGCUAUAUUUUCAUAGAAAACCAUCUUUGGUACGGUAUUUGAAAUCAUUCCUCAUAUGGCAUAAUAGACUGUGUGUGUGUGGUACGAUCCAUCUCCAGUUUUUUUUUUUACUGUUUUUUAGCAAAUGUGUAACAGUACAGUGUUGGUUGGUCGUGUAUUCUCCACUAAGCUUUUCAGAAAACCAUCACAUUUCAGAAAACUACCCCCUCCUUAUUCUUGUACAGUAAGUUAUUUGACCACGCACCUCUUUUAAAAGGCAUUUACAACAUACAUUCGCUCUACUAGGUAUGUUAAUACCAGUAUUCAGAAUAUUUAUAUCUGUAGAGGAAUGCAUUCAUAUGAUUUCACAAUUGUAAUUGGCUUUAUAUUGGCUACAGAUUUCAUGUAAUAUUUAGAUUUUGUAAAACAAAAACCUUAAUCUUUUUUUUUCAUUGUAGUUUUAUGUAAAGGGGAUUGUGAAAUGCAAAGACAGGGCUGGCCAUAAGUUCUUGAUUGUUCCUGAUGUCACAUGCACUUUUAAUUGGCAUUCAGGUACCUCACAGCAAUAGAGUUUUAAAUGAUGCUUUUAAUCAUAUCUGCAACAUGCAUUUCAUCCUAAAUGUUUUAAUUUUUGUUUCUUCAUUUGAGUAUUCAUUCAAUACAUGUAGAUGAAUGGCCAGUCCUAAGACAUGAAAAGAUAUUUGUCAGGGUUUCAGGGGCAUGGAAAAGAGUAAACAUCUCUGUACAGCAUGUUGAUGCUCCACACCUCAGACUGAUGAUGUAUUUUUGUCCAGGUUGAUUUGUGCCAUGAAUUGGAGGAAAUAAAUAUUUCUGUCCUUUCGAAUGAUGCGUCACGCGUUAAGAUGGCACAAAUGCAAAGACAAGGAUAAGGAAGUGUCCCAAUGUAAAGAUGACAUGGACAAAUCAAGACGUGGACACUUGAUUGCAAUGGAUUGCUACCCAAACCAGUGUCAUCUUUAAUCUGAACUUUAGAUGGACAGAUUGCAGUCGUCGUUUGCCUGCUGCCCUGUACAUCGAUGAUGAAGAGGGUGAGAGAGAAGAGAGACUGAAGACGGACAGGAAGAAAUUGUAAAUAUGAGCAGUCGUUUUAGUGGUCUCUGAGAGAUGUUCAUCCGAGUAUUUGCUUAAUAUGGGAAAAACAAAGACAUAGAUGCUAAAAUUGUAAAAGAAAAGUUAUAUUAAACAUUUCCUAGUCUUGUUGAAAUAAAGACUGCAGAUAUUUAAA
Misgurnus anguillicaudatus (oriental weatherfish) is the source of this 4465-nucleotide messenger RNA. RefSeq names its product glypican 4 (gene gpc4). Gene Ontology annotation, biological process: regulation of signal transduction; regulation of protein localization to membrane; cell migration. Gene Ontology annotation, cellular component: cell surface; extracellular region; plasma membrane. Gene Ontology annotation, molecular function: protein binding. The record is from RefSeq and is a predicted model, not a curated record. NCBI's taxonomy places the organism in Eukaryota, Metazoa, Chordata, Actinopteri, Cypriniformes, Cobitidae.